AUGCCCCUACUGCGACUGUGGACCCCACGGGUCCUUCUCACGGGGCAAUUGUUGUGGCUGCUGAUACAGGCAGCUCCUGUUUGGAGGUGGCCCCGGGACAGGGUCCAGCCUACCUCCGAAUCCCCAGGGCCGAAAGAGCCCUGGUCUUCCCUCUCUUCCGAUCUCUCACCCGAAUCCCCUCAUAUGCCUACACCCCCAGCAGAUCCUGGGGACUUUGAUUACCUGGGGUCUUCUGCUCCUUCCCACUUGUUAGCUUCACCUCAGGAGUUGCCUGAGAAUUUAGCUCCAUUCCCGGACACGGAUUCAGCUCAAGAGCUACCUCAAGGGCCAGAUAGUCUUACUAUUCUACGUCGUCGGCUUCUGAGGAAUAAGCUAAGGAGACGACGAAGCCUUCCAGAGGUGGUUCCAACGCCCGGUUGGGAUCAGAAUCGAGUCCUAACUCUGCGUCCUCAACUCAUAAGGAAGAUUCAAACUGUAAGUCCAGAUGAGGUUUCAGGUCACCAGGCAUUUGAAGUACUUGUUCCACCUCUAGAUAGUCACAGUUCAAAACCAACAACAUUCAUUGUUUCACCAAAGAACCUGAAGGAAGAUCUAGCUCAACAUCCACAGCUCACUAAAGUUGUUGGAGCUCUAGACCAAUUUGAAUUAAAAUCUCGGUCUUACAAACAAAUUCUGCAGAAUGACGAUUGUACAGAUCAAAGUAUGGAUUUACUUUACCCUGGCAGCAUACCUCUGGGAUUUGCGAGAAACCCAGAGGUGGCUCAAGAGGCCCCUGCACAAGGUGAACUUUCGCAGUUCAAUGUAAAAGAUGAAAGUCGAAAUCCAGAGACCCCUGAGGAGAUCCCAUCCUCUUUACUCCAUCAAGAAACCCUAGAAGAGUACCCUGAGGAAGUAGAACCUUUAACUGAGCAGCAGGCCCCAGCUCAGGCUCCACAGACUUUUGAGCAGGUAGAACCUUCUUUAACAGAGCAGGAGGCCUCAGCUCAGCAGCCAACUAAUACUGAAGAGGCUGUGUCUCAGCCAGUGAUACAUCAUGAGGUAAAUGUUCCAUCUCCAACUCGGGCUGAAAUUUAUCAUUCAGUCUUGCCCAAAGUCACAGUUAAACCUGUAGAUCUGGAGCUUACACUAACUUCAGAGCCAAGUAACAACAUUGAACCUACUUUAAGCCAGCAGCAGGCCCCAGCUCAGCCUCCAGAGCGCCCGGAAGAGGUGGAACUUUCCUCAACCCAACAAGAGGUCUCACCUUUUGAGGAGGUUGGACUGUCCCCAACCCAACAAGAAGGCCCAGCUCAAAAUCUAGAGCACCCUGAGGAGGUUGAACCUUCUGCGACACAGCAGGGACUGCCCAGCCAGCAGCUCCCAGCACCCCCACCUGGCAAGCUGAGCUGCCAGAGCAUGACAAGCCUGUGCAGUCAUGCCGUGUCGCCGACCCAGGAUGGGACCUCCUCUCUUCCUAGGAGGCAGAGCUCGUUCACUAAGCCCCCUCUCCAUGCCCUGUAUGACCUGCUCAUAGAGCCCAUGGAAGGGGGCCUGAUGCACGCCAGUGGCCCUGUCGGCCGGCACCGGCAACUGACCUUGGUCCUGGAGGGGGAGCUCUACCUCAUCCCCUUUGCCCUCCUGAAGGGAAGCUCCUCCAACGAGUACCUCUAUGAGCGCUUCGGCCUUCUCGCUGUCCCCUCCAUCCGCUCCCUCAGUCCGCAGUCCAAGUCCCACCUGAGAAAGAACCCACUCACCUACUCCAGCUCCACGUCCAUGGCAGCUAUCAUUGGCAACCCCAAACUCCCAUCAGCAGUGAUGGACAGGUGGCUGUGGGGGCCAAUGCCAUCAGCUGAGGAGGAAGCCUACAUGGUACCCAAGCUGCUGGGCUGCCAGCCCCUGGUGGGCAGUGUGGCCACCAAGGAGAGGGUCAUGAGUGCCCUGAUCCAGGCGGAGUGCGUCCACUUCGCUACCCACAUCUCUUGGAAGCUGUCAGCCCUGGUCCUUACACCCAAUGUGGAUGGCAACCCUGCCAGCAGCAAGAGUUCAUUUGGCCACCCUUACACCAUCCCUGAGUCCCUGCGGGUGCAGGACGAUGCCAGCGACGGGGAAAGCAUCUCGGACUGCCCACCCCUGCAGGAGCUGCUACUCAUGGCUGCCGAUGUCUUAGACCUGUGGCUGCCCGUGAGGCUGGUGGUGCUUGGCUCCUCUCAGGAGUCCAACAGCAAAGUCACAGCUGACGGCGUUAUCGCACUUACACGGGCCUUCCUAGCCGCUGGCGCACAGUGUGUCCUGGUGUCUCUGUGGCCUGUGCCGGUGGCUGCCUCCAAGAUGUUUAUCCAUGCCUUCUACUGAUCCCUGCUGAAUGGCCUGAAAACCAGUGCCACCCUGGGGGAGGCCAUGAAGUUGGUGCAGAGCAGCAAAGCCUUCUCACACCCCUCCAACUGGGCAGGGUUCCUGCUCAUUGGGAAUGAUGUUAAGCUGAACAGUCCCUCGUCGUUCAUUGGCCAGGCCCUCACAGAGAUCUUGCAGCACCCAGAGCGCGCGCAUGACGCCUUGCGAGUGCUAUUGCACCUGGUGGAGAAGUCCUUGCAGUGCAUCCAGAAUGGGCAACACAAUGCCAUGUACACAUCCCAGCAGAGCGUGGCGAACAAAGUGAGUGGCAUCCCUGACUGGCAGGCUCUCCUCACCGCCGUGGGCUUCCGACUGGAUCCCCCGGCCAGCGGCCUGCCGGCGGCUGUCUUCUUCCCAACCUCUGACCCAGGUGACUGGCUGCAGCAGUGCAGCAGCACCAUCCAAUCCCUGCUGGGUCUACCCAAUCCUGCCCUCCAAGCCCUCUGCAAACUCAUCACUGCCUUGGAGACAGGCGAGCAGCUCAUUAGCCAGGCUGUUAAAAAUAGGGUUGGAAUGCUCCACCAGGUGCUGGUUCAGCUCCAGGCCGGCGAGAAGGAGCAGGACUCUGCCUCAGCCCCCAUUCAGGUCUCCAUCAGCAUCCAGCUAUGGCGGCUCCCGGGAUGUCACGAACUCUUGGCAGCUCUAGGUUUUGAUCUCUGUGAAGUUGGUCAGGAGGAAGUAAUCCUAAAAACCGGGAAGCAAGCCAACCACCGGACCGUGCACUUCGCUCUGCAGUCCUUGCUGUCUCUCUUCGAUUCUAUGGAGCUACACAAGCACCUCAGCCUCGACAGCUCCUCCUCCCUGGAGUCUCUGGCUUCAGCUCAGUCUGUUUCCAAUGCCCUGCCCUUGGGCUACCAGCACCCUCCCUUCUCUCCCACCGGUGCGGACAGCAUCACCUCAGAUGCCAUUUCUGUAUACAGUCUGAGCUCUAUCACCUCCUCCAUGAGCUUUGUCUCCAAACCUGAGGUGGGGUCAGAGGGCGGAGGCCCCAGAGGACGGCAGGACCAUGACUGGUCCAAGGGUGCUUACCCACAGCGAUCCACCCUGCCUCGGAGCCAGAUGUCUCCCCAGACCCGCGCUGCAGGCAACAAAGAGGAAGAAGAAUACGAAGGGUUUUCCAUCAUCAGUACUGAGCCUUUGGCAGCCUACCAAGAAAACAGGACAACUCGCUUCUCAUCAGAUCACAAGCAAUCUAGAGUCAGGACAGCUGGAGCUGUGAAAGUUUCGGUAAGCUCCAAAGGGAGCAUAAGCACUCCCAGUUCUCCAGUUAAAAUGACUCUGAUUCCCAGCCCAAACUCACCCUUCCAAAAGGUUGGAAAACUAGCAAGUUCAGAUACAGGAGAAUCGGACCAGUCUAGCACAGAAAGUACCGUGAAAUCUCAAGAAGAAAGCAACCCAAAGCUGGAUCCACAAGAGUUGGCCCAGAAGAUUCUAGAGGAGACACAGAGUCAUCUCAUUGCAGUGGAAUGUCUUCAGAGGAGUGGCAGUCAGGUGAACAAGAGUCACAAUCCAGAAGACAGCAUCUCGGUGCCAAAUAGUGCUGCCGUCUUUAGAGCAUCAGAGACAAGUGCGUUCAGUAAGCCUCUCCUCUCCCAUCAGAAGAGUCAACUGUCACCAGUCAGUGUUAAACCAAAGCCCCCAGCCAGGAGCUCAUCCCUGCCCAAGGUGAGCUCCGGAUACAGCAGCCCCACCACCUCUGAGACGUCUAUCAGAGACAGCCUGAGCCAGCUCAGUGGCCGGCCAUCACCUGGCUCUGACUCCCAGACUUCACUGAUGGACCAGCCCCUCUUCAAACUGAAGUAUCCCAGCUCUCCUUACAGCGCUCACAUUUCCAAAUCACCAAGGAAUAUGUCCCCAAGCUCAGGCCAUCAGUCUCCUGCUGGCAGUGCUCCGUCCCCAGCUCUCUCCUACUCCUCAGCUGGUUCUGCUCGUUCCAGUCCAGCUGAUGCUCCUGACAUAGACAAACUGAAAAUGGCAGCCAUUGAUGAAAAGGUGCAGGCUGUCCAUAACCUGAAGAUGUUUUGGCAAAACACACCCCAACAUUCUCCAGGACCAGUGAAAAUCUUCCGUGGGACCCCUGGAACGAUGACUUCCAAAAGAGAUGUCCUCAGUCUGUUAAAUUUGUCACCACGGCACGCCAAGAAGGAGGAAGGAGUUGAUAAGCUUGAACUGAAGGAGUUGUCUCUGCAGCAACCUGAGGAAGCACCACAAAAAGCCCGUCCCAAUGGACACUGGCACACUGAGACCACCACACUGAGCACGCUGCCGCUGCCCACCGGCCCUCCUGCCGGGGCCCCUGCACGUCCUUUGAGACUUCCCUCUGGAAACGGCUACAAGUUCCUGUCCCCAGGAAGAUUUUUCCCUUCUUCCAAAUGCUAAAGCAUCUUUUAUACCAACUGAGUCAGAGUGGAAAAGCCCAUAGAAAAGGGCUUGGUAUUCCCUUCAGCCUGUUCCCUUAUCUGGGUACAGUCACCCCACAAGGCCACCAGCGCCACCUCACCAUGGUGUGCUCCCUGGGUGAGGAGCAGCACUACCAUGCCCAAAGGCCAACACACGCACAGACACACACAGACACACGCGUGUGCACACACAGACACACACACACUGGUGACUUCUCUGGACAUCUGGGCCAGAUUCACCAAAAGCCAGGACUUCUGUAGGGUCAGUACAGGAGGCUCAUGGAAUUUUCUACACACACUUCACCAAAUGUUUACCUUUGAACUCACUGUUUCUCAUCUUUGAUAUAAUUCUUCAACAGGAUUUUGUACAAAAAUGGUCAUAGUUCUGGGGUGGGGAGAGGAAAGGGAGCACAUAUUUUGCUAAAAGGUGUAUAUUCAGUACCUUUUAUACACAGAAAUACAAAUAGAGCUUUUUUUUUAAGGCUUUCAGGUGCUGGUUGGGGGCGGGAUAUAUAAAGUCCCCCUAAGUUGAAUUCUACACAAAAGCGUUAUAUUAGCCUGAACCAGAAUAAUGGUUUAAAAAAUGCCAAUGAUUUGUAAUUAAAUUGUAGCAAUGUCAUUUCGUGACAGUGUGACAUCACAGCAGUGAUGCAAUAACUGACAAUGAAACCAAGCUUCCCUCCUCAGCUGCUCUGCUCCACUGAGCUCUGCAAACAUCCUCUGGGCCCCACUAUCAACCAAACUUGAAUUUUCUUAAAAAA
Molecule: messenger RNA, 5530 nt
Organism: Nycticebus coucang (slow loris)
Lineage: Eukaryota; Metazoa; Chordata; Mammalia; Primates; Lorisidae
Product: tetratricopeptide repeat protein 28-like
Source: RefSeq, a predicted model, not a curated record